Heteronotia binoei (common prickly gecko) is the source of this 284-nucleotide messenger RNA. It is a transcript of the gene DEFB108B, whose product is annotated as defensin beta 108B. Gene Ontology annotation, cellular component: extracellular region. Gene Ontology annotation, biological process: innate immune response. The transcript has 2 exons. Lineage: Eukaryota; Metazoa; Chordata; Lepidosauria; Squamata; Gekkonidae. Bases 36 to 284 code for a protein of 82 amino acids. The record is from RefSeq and is a predicted model, not a curated record.
UCCCAGUGACCUUGAGUUAACAGGCCUUUUCUAUCAUGAAGCUAUUUGUCCUGCUCUUUGCUGUUGCUUUCUUGGUUUUCCAGGUCAAAGCCAAGUCACCUCCAGCUAAUGCCCUUGGACUUCUAGCUGAACCAGAUGCUGAAGGGCAACAAGAGCCUGCUAGGCCAAGGAGUCCUAUUGUGUGCAACUCUGUUGGGGGGACCUGCCGGUCCUGCUGCCAUUCAAAUGAGGUGUCUGUUGGGAAAUGUUUGCCUGGCCUCCUCUGCUGUCAAGCUUACCAGUAA